This is a messenger RNA of Lactuca sativa (garden lettuce), 2643 nucleotides long. Its product is annotated as ABC transporter B family member 25, mitochondrial. NCBI's taxonomy places the organism in Eukaryota, Viridiplantae, Streptophyta, Magnoliopsida, Asterales, Asteraceae. Gene Ontology annotation, biological process: transmembrane transport; intracellular iron ion homeostasis. Gene Ontology annotation, molecular function: ATP hydrolysis activity; ATP binding; ABC-type transporter activity. The record is from RefSeq and is a predicted model, not a curated record. Gene Ontology annotation, cellular component: mitochondrial inner membrane.
UGUCCAUUUCUUCAACGGAUUGAAUAUUGCAUACUUCAAACAAACCCUUUGAAGUCCCCGCCGGUGAUCUCGCCGCCACGAAUUCAAUUUGCUGACAACUCUUUUCCUACACCCAUUUAGGGUUCUACCCAUUUUUUUAAUCCAACGACGUGUUCACAUCGUAGUCAACGACUUUUCAAUCCAAUGCCAGCUCCAUUAAAUUGAACAUAUAUGCAAUCAACGAUGGCCACAAGGUGCAUUAGGGCUCGUGAACUCAUUCUUCGGACUACAACCAACAAGAUGAUGAUGGGUUCGAGCCACAGCUGUAGUAGUAGUAGCAUUUCUCGUUCACUCCUCCCACAAACUUUCAUCAGUGGUUCACAGAGUUUCAGUAAUCGUGUUUUAGUCAGACAGCUUGCCAUCCAACCGCCAAAUUCAUGGGGUGGUUCAAGGAACUCUACGCGCUUUUUCAGACAAUUAACUGCGUUUGUCUCGGAUUUCUCCUCUAUUCCCCCGAAAAAACCUCAGGGUUCAGUGUCAAAUGGGGUUGCUUCAUUAACAACAUCAAGCGGAGAACAAGGAACAAAGCAGAAAAAGGAAGAUGAUGAAAAGAAUCUUGUUACAAAAGGGGAUGAAAUUAGUAACACCAAGAUUCUUAGUACACUUGCAAAAAUCUUGUGGAUGAAAGAUAACUUGGAGUUCAAGCUGCGAGUACUCACUGCGUUAGGUUUCUUGGUUGGUGCCAAGGUAAUGAAUGUUCAAGUUCCAUUCUUGUUCAAGCUAGCUGUUGAUUGGUUAACAACAGCAACAGGGAAUCCUACUUCAAUUGCAGAGUUUGCAGCUUCUAAUCCAACAGCUUUAGCUGUUUUCGUGAGUCCUGCAGCUGUUUUGAUUGGUUAUGGUAUAGCAAGAACAGGGGCUUCUGCUUUCAACGAAUUGAGAACUGCAGUGUUUUCAAAGGUGGCACUUCGGACCAUUAGAUCAGUUUCAAGGAAAGUAUUUGCACAUUUGCAUGAACUUGAUCUACGAUAUCAUCUAAGUCGAGAAACUGGGGCAUUAAAUCGAAUUAUUGAUCGUGGUAGUCGAGCUAUUAAUUUCAUCCUUUCAGCCAUGGUAUUCAAUGUUGUUCCAACAGUAUUAGAGAUUGUGAUGGUAGGAGGUAUUCUCGCGUACAAAUUUGGAUCAGUGUUUGCAUUGAUUACAUCUUUGUCUGUUGCUGCAUACGUUGCCUUCACUUUGACUAUAACACAAUGGAGGACUAAAUUCAGGAAGAUUAUGAACAAAGCUGACAAUGAUGCAAGCACAAGGGCAAUCGAUUCUCUUAUAAAUUAUGAGACUGUGAAGUAUUUCAACAAUGAGCAGUUUGAAGCUGAUGAGUAUGAUAAGUAUUUAAAGAGGUAUGAAGAUGCUGCCUUGAAGACACAACGUAGUCUUGCUAUUUUAAACUUUGGUCAAAGUUUAGUAUUCAGUACUGCUCUUUCAGCUGCUAUGGUGUUGACUUCAAAUGGCAUAUUGAAUGGUCAAAUGACUGUUGGUGAUCUGGUUAUGGUGAAUGGGCUCUUAUUCCAACUCUCUCUUCCUCUCAAUUUCCUUGGAAGUGUGUAUCGUGAAACCGUGCAGAGUCUUGUUGACAUGAAAUCCAUGUUUCAGCUGCUUGAGGAGAAGGCGGAAGUGGGAAAUGCAGAUGAUGCAAAGCCUUUAAAGUUGGGAGGAGGUAGCAUUGAAUUUGAAGAUGUUCAUUUCAGUUAUCUACCAGAAAGAAAGAUUCUUGAUGGGAUAUCUUUUGUGGUUCCAUCUGGGAAAAGUGUGGCUAUUGUUGGAACUAGUGGCAGUGGUAAAUCAACUGUCCUUAGGAUGAUAUUCAGGUUCUUUGACACCAAUUCUGGCACGGUGAGAGUAGAUGGUCAAGAUGUACGAAAAGUUACGCUCGAAAGCCUUAGAAAAUAUAUUGGUGUGGUCCCGCAGGAUACGGUAUUAUUCAACGAUACAAUUUUUCACAACAUCCAUUAUGGUCGUCUUUCAGCUACACCUGAAGAGGUGUAUGAUGCUGCUCGAAAAGCAGCAAUUCAUGACACUAUUAUGAACUUCCCCCAAAAAUACUCCACUCUAGUUGGUGAACGUGGUCUCAAGCUUAGUGGGGGUGAGAAACAAAGAGUGGCUCUGGCUCGUGCCUUCCUGAAAGCUCCUCCUAUUUUGCUGUGUGAUGAAGCAACAAGUGCUCUGGAUAGCACAACAGAGGCAGAGAUACUGACAGCAUUGAGGUCACUUGCCAAUAACCGAACAGCAGUCUUUGUUGCUCAUAGGCUUACAACUGCAAUGCAGUGCGACCAGAUUAUUGUGCUGGAGAACGGGAGGGUGGUGGAGCAGGGUGCUCAUGAAGCUCUGUUGUCAAAUGGUGGUAGAUAUUCACAACUCUGGUCACAGCAAAACAACACAGUUGAUGCUCUUGAUGCAGCUAUCCCAUCAAAUUAGAUUACAAGCUUAAAUUAUUAUUAUUCUUCUUCAUGUUGAUGGAUUUUUGUUUAUUUAGAAAACAAAAAGCAUACCUAGUCAAAUCAUUUUUCAGCUACUUGUAUAGUUUUUCUUGUGUUAAUGUUGAUGGUUGUGUGAUACAUUGUGUAAAUCUUCUUCAGUUUUACAAUAUAUCCAUCCAAUUUGUUUCAA